Messenger RNA from Westerdykella ornata, 481 nucleotides. RefSeq lists its product as uncharacterized. NCBI's taxonomy places the organism in Eukaryota, Fungi, Ascomycota, Dothideomycetes, Pleosporales, Sporormiaceae. The coding region runs from base 18 to 224 and encodes 68 amino acids. The record is from RefSeq and is a predicted model, not a curated record. The transcript has 4 exons.
ACUCUCCGCUCUCCAAAAUGGCCGGCUGGAUCAACCGCGAGAACCGGGUACCUCAGUACCAGCGCAUAAUGCAGGGCGCCGAUAACCUCAGACUCUGGGAGAAGGCCCGCGGCAAAUGGAUGAUUCCCGCCUACAAGGUGCUGCUCUUCACCACCUUCGGCUCCAGCAUGUACAUGAUGGGUCGUUUGGUUCUGGGGCACAAGACGUGGUUUGGCAAGAACUAGAUCGAUUGACACUUGAUGAAGCACCUAGCGCAUCUCAGGGCGGCUGGGAGGGCAUUGUGGCUUGUAUCUUGUACAAACAGUCAACAGAAACCGCUUAUAGUAGACUUUUCUUUUGUAGGACUCGAUAGUGUGGCAUUGCCCACUUGAAGCUUGAUUUCUCUCAGUGAUGUAUGAAUGUGUGGGUGAAGAUGCCACAUUCGCCUGGAGGUCACAGGUGCAGUGAAGCUACCAGUCAAACCCACAAAGAUCAAUUGACC